AUGACUGAACAAACAGCACCACCCAUCCUCUCAACUCCCGAAUCAAAUAUUUUCGAGGAUCCUACCGCCGAGAUCAAACCUGAUCGAGAUAGCAAACUUUCAAAACAAGAAAUUAGAGAUGUAUAUGAGAUUGAACGAACGGCGCGGGAGGUGAUAGAAGGGGGAUGGAGGCGAGUCGCAUUGCAAUUCCCGGAUGGAAUGUUAGGGGAUGCGCCGGCGGUUUUUGAGGAGUUAGAGAAAGAGUUGGGACUUCUGGAACAGAGGGCCGGAAAAAGGAGUAAUGGCUCGGCUGAAAAUGGACGAGAGAAGUUGGAAACAGAAGUCUCAACACAACCAGCAGAUUCCAAGAUACGACUUGCGAUCCUAGCAGAUACAUCAUACGGAUCCUGUUGCGUGGAUGAAAUAGCAGCCGAACACGUGUCUGCGGAUGUCGUUGUACAUUAUGGUCGGGCUUGUCUGUCGCCUACGGCUCGAUUACCAGUGAUAUAUGUUUACACCUCUCGACCACUCGAAUUACAAACCACGAUCGAUGCGUUUGAAAAAGAGUUCGAAAAGGGGGACAAGGUGAUCGUGAUGGCAGAUUUAACAUAUCAUUCCCACGUCCCAACACUAGUCAAGAAACUGCAAGAAAGAGGAUGGAAUACAAUCCUGGAAACAGAAGUUAUCCACAACCCCACCGCCUCAAUACCCAACCGCAAAAUCCUCUGGCAUUCGAACUCUUCCGAAGAUACCGCAGAAGCAGAAGCGCUUACCCUCCAGUCCUACCAAAUCUUCCAUAUCUCUUCCCCACCCCCCGCCCUUCUUCUAACCCUCAACUCCCGCAUCGCCUCCCUCCACAUCCACCCCACCACCUCCGCCAUUCCAGACUUCAACACCAACACCACCCGCGCCCUAACCCGGCGCUACGGUCUCCUAACCCAACUAACCACCGUCCCCAUAAUUGGCAUCCUAAUCAACACCCUCAGCGUCUCCAACUACCUCUCCUCCAUCACCACGCUGCGCAAUCUCAUCCUCGCCGCCGGAAAAAAGAGCUACACUUUCGUCGUCGGGAAGGUGAAUAUAGCCAAGAUGGCCAAUUUCUCGGAAGUCGGCGGAUGGGUGGUGGUUGGGUGUUGGGAGAGCAGUUUGUUGGAGAGUCGGGAGUUCAUGAGGCCUGUUGUUACGCCUUUUGAGCUGGCGUUGGCGUUGGAGGGGGAUGGGAAGAGGGUGUGGGAUGGAAGGUGGAGGGGGGAUUUUGGGGUGUUGGAGGAGGGAAAGGUUGGGGGAGACGAGGGGAAGACUGGGGGAGAGGGAGCGGAGAUUGUGUAUGAUGAGAGCGCGAAAUCUGAGGAUGUGGAGGAUGAUGAGGAGGAGGAUUCUCUACCCCCAGAAUUCGACCUGAGAACGGGACGGUAUGUGUCGAAUUCUAGACCUAUGCAUUCUCACUCUUCCAACUCCAAACCCUCGAAUCCGUCCACCACCAGCAACCCAGCGAAUCCCACCUCAACCACCCUAGCUCGACGAGCCAAACUCGACAUCGCAACCGUAAACGGGACAGCGAGUCCAGGAGCCGAGUACCUUCGAAACACGCGGACGUGGCAGGGAUUAGGCAGCGAUUUCCGUGCAGAAGGUGGAGAGGAGGAUGGAAAUGGGAACGCGGGGACGGUUGAGGAAGGGAGGAGGGGUGUUGCGAGGGGUUAUGUUGUCGGUGAUGAGGAGGAACGGACGUAG
Glarea lozoyensis ATCC 20868 is the source of this 1710-nucleotide messenger RNA. RefSeq lists its product as uncharacterized. The transcript has a single exon. Gene Ontology annotation, molecular function: 2-(3-amino-3-carboxypropyl)histidine synthase activity. Lineage: Eukaryota; Fungi; Ascomycota; Leotiomycetes; Helotiales; Helotiaceae. The record is from RefSeq and is a predicted model, not a curated record. The coding region runs from base 1 to 1710 and encodes 569 amino acids. Gene Ontology annotation, biological process: protein histidyl modification to diphthamide.